Danaus chrysippus (African queen) is the source of this 414-nucleotide messenger RNA. The record is from the annotation of a GenBank genome assembly. Lineage: Eukaryota; Metazoa; Arthropoda; Insecta; Lepidoptera; Nymphalidae.
AUGGGAAAGCGAAAAUCCGACCUUUCGAGAAAAUCAAGAGACGCCAGAAGAGCUAAAAAAGUCCGGUCACUAGAAACAGAAGAACAGAGAAUACAUAGGUUACAAAUUCACAGACAACGUAUGGCUGCUAUCCGCAAAAGAGUGGCUUUGUUGAAAUCACAAACAUUCAUAGAAGUUCAAGAAAAUAUGAAAGAUGAUAGUGAACUAAAACCAUUUUCAAUUAAAGAGGAAUUAUCAAUGUAUAGCAGUAAUGACAACUUUUCAUCUUUAGAAGUAGAUCCUUUGUCUGAAAUAAAAGAAACCAUAUUACAAAAGCAGAAUUGGGUCGAAAAUGAUGAUACAGAACAGAGUCCCUCUGAUCUAUUGAAAGUUCUCCGGGUCAGCCCAUAUAGGAAAAAUAUUUUGAAAGUUUAA